GUUUGAACUUGCUCGUCACUUCAUUUUCUAACCACAUCCUCAUUACAACGACCUGAUACAUGUCCAAGAGAAAGCAGUGUAGCUCUCCAGCAAUUUUGAACGCAGAACUUGAAGCUGUCCGUGGGAAGGUCUCCCUUGAAGAGACAGAGGAGUCAUGGGAUAAGAUCGAGCAGGGCAUUGUGCAGCUCACCCAGUGCUGCAAUAACGGUGGAUGCGACUUCGCCACAGAAAUGGUUGCUGGUAUACGUUCACUUUCCAGACCCAUCAACCACGCUAUGAAUUCGGAACGCAGUAGACUGUCAGGUUCUGCUAUUGAACUUGUGAAUGCUCUGUUAGCCGGUUUGGGUUCCUCGUUUGAACCCCUCGUCUCGCUGUUUAUGCCAACUCUUCUCGGGCUUUGUGGCAGGACCAACAAGGUAUUCACAAGCCGAGCAAAGGCGUGCAUUCUCGCUGCGAUUGAAAAUACCCAAUCGCCUUCCAUUCUGCCGUAUCUCGCAGACUCUUUAACCCAAAAGUCAGCUUUUCUGCGUUUAGCGGCUGCAGAGGGUGUCCUCGCUUGCUUGAACUGCUUCAAUCCUCCUGAUAUUGAGAAAGAUAUCCGCGCCCGACUUAUCGAAGACGUUAUCAAGUUAACUGCCCGGGAUGCCAGCGCAGAUGUUAGGAGAGCGGGGAAAUUGAUUUUUGAGGCAUAUAAAGCCCUUUUACCCGAUCGCGUAGAAAGUUUCAUUGCACCCUUAACCCCUGUCAUAAAGAAGUACUUAGAUGUGCAAGGGACAGUUACUUCGCGGUCGGCUUCACAAGCACUUUCUCGUGGUCCUGCAGCGACAGGAAGAGUGACCUCAAGGCCAAUCGGGUCCCUCCAGACUCAGAAGAUGAGUUCUCAUUCUAGAGCUCCAUCCACGCAGUGCGCUGCCGCCACUCGUAUUUCUGGGAAACAUGCAGAGAGACCAACACAUCCUCCUAGCUCUGAGCCGCCGCGGGAGGUGCCUGCAGCAAGGCUGCGGGUUGUGUCAAGUCAAACAACCUCUAGUGCAAUUGCGGGGCCCUCAGUGAGGGAAACAUCUCGCAAAGGUGCACUCCGUCCCCCGUCGGUGGAACCAGUUCCAUCUACUAUGCAGAGUGCAAAUCGACGGAAGGAUAUUCCGUGUCCUCCAGCUCCCAUUAUACAGGGCCCUCAGCGGGUAGGCACUGUACUCGUGAAGUCGCACGACGAGAAGCCUCGUGUUGGAGGAGGAGCUCGAAGAGUUCUCAUUCCCGCAACUCCUUUACCAGAAACUGAUGAUACCACGACAACGCGCGCGGUCUCAAGGACUGGUCCUUCAACCAAGCCGAUUUCGGUUAACUCACUCGCACAAUCUCUCGCUUCGAAACGAGAUUCACAGAACGACCCCGUAACCACAAAGGUUCAUUCAACUGCCACAGCUCGCGCUGCGUCGUCAGCGGCCACUACCACCACCAGACCGUCAUCUCGAACGGGACCACGACCAAUGACAAAAUUAGAGCAUCCGACGACCAAGGGUGCAAUUUCUCGGCCUGGCCAGUCACGGUCACCGACCAUGGGUGUUGAGCAACAGCAGACUUCCCGCAAACCGGUUGCUGAACCAGGUCGUUCUAGCCAGCAAGCUGUAGGUCAGAAAAAGCCGGUGUGGGGAGGACGGUCAUCGGGCAAAGCAUCCAAGCCCAUCGUCAAGGGACUUUCGAUACGUCCCAAGCCGGGCGGGUUGAAGAGUUCUGGUACUAGCAAGCCCGCACCGGAACACGUGCCAUUGCCUCCCAGUCCCACUGUAUGUCCUGCUGCAGUGCCUCUGCCAUCUUCCCCAGUCUGUAGUCCCCGUCAAUCACCCCAGCUCGAGCUACCAGCGUCAGAAGAGUUAUCUGCGCAAGUCACUGACGAUGAUACAGGAGAUGUUCGUCCUCCCUCCACCUCCAUUGAAGCUACACCUUCACGCAACGUGAACUUUCAAGAGUCCCCGUCCAAAACACCCAUAACAGCUCUCCUUUCAUCCAUUCAACGCGGAUUCCUAUUUACACCUUCAUCACCGCUCUCACCUCCCCAAGCUUAUGUAACUGAGAUCAUUGCUCACACAUACCGCCCAAACAGCCCAACAGCUCACAAAAACAUAGCCUGCGUUGAUGUCAUCCAGGACGGUACGGCACGACAGGCAUUAGAACUGAUGGAUGUCAACUAGACCAUAUAUAGUCUCAUAGUACUCGACUUUAGAUUAAUGAUAUCCGUAUACUAGAUCACGGUGUGGAACUUUGGAAGCAUCAACCGUAAUACGGAAGGUUCGGCUGCCUUCCUCGUAUUGGGUCUGCCUAUGAGACCACUGCCUAUCCUAGUUCGCUAAUCUAAA
Molecule: messenger RNA, 2354 nt
Organism: Suillus subaureus
Lineage: Eukaryota; Fungi; Basidiomycota; Agaricomycetes; Boletales; Suillaceae
Product: clasp N terminal-domain-containing protein
Exons: 3
Coding region: 60-2189 (709 amino acids)
Biological process (GO): mitotic spindle assembly
Cellular component (GO): spindle microtubule; microtubule organizing center; mitotic spindle midzone
Molecular function (GO): microtubule binding
Source: RefSeq, a predicted model, not a curated record